AUGAACGAUGAGAAUGUAGCAACUUUUCGUGAUUGCUAUCAAAAGCUAUCAAAAGUCAACAAAUUUGAUGAUCAUGAAAUAGACGAAACAGCAUUAUAUAAUACAGCCAAAGAACUUGGAAUAAAAAUCGAUUCGGAUAAUGAUCGAGUGUUAUUAAAAGACUGUGUACGUUACGACGAUAUCGAACAAUCAUUAGAAUGUAUGGACAUAUUAAUUCAAGGUCCAGUACAACCAUUGUCAUCCAGUCUUCCUGUGGUGCAACCACCGUUGUCUUCAGAUAAUGUAUCUAUACCUUUAUCUGAACCAUUUCAAGAAGAAAACCCACCAACAAAUUUGAUGGAAAUCAAGUGUAUCAUGACUGUCAAAUGUCGAGGAAAAUAUGUGGAUGAUUUUAUACAAAAAUUUCUUUUACAAGUUGUCAAUGAAACUAGCACUAACGAGCCUACUAUUAAUGAUAGAUCGGCAUCAUACUACACGAAUCAAUUUCUUCUUCAUUCGAGAUCACUUCUUGCUCUAUUUAUUCACGAACAAGUGCGUUCAUUAGGCAUCAUUCGACGACGACAAUUAAAACGUCUUCGUCCUGUUGAACCUCUUAGUAUUAUUGAUGAAUUUGGCGCAUGGUCAUAUGAUCACCUUCGAGAUCUAUUCGAAAUUGAACUUCGUACUCACCGUGAUGAAUUCUUUCCAUCUCCCUGGAUCUUAGCCGAAGAUGCUCGUAUUCAUUGUCAGUUCAUUUUUAGUGGUACUCAACAAGCCAAUGAAACAUCAACAUCGUUGAUACUCGAACGCCCACGUACAAGUUCUCUUGAACAGUUUGUUAGAGAUGUGUGUAGUAAAGAAGACAAUAUGCAAACUGAUAAAUGGCUUGCAGCAUUACACGCUGAAGAUAUUCUUUCAUUUACUCAUCUUUCUAACUUGAAACAAAGUGAAUGGGAUAAUAUAAAAAGAUUAUCGAUGAAUGCAAAAAGAAUAUUAAAGGCAGCGGUCGAUCGAGAACGAGAAAGUGCUGCAGAUGAUCGACGACGUUUAUUUGAGGAAAGUUCACCAGAUCAAGAACUUCAAAAAUCAUUAGAUAAAUCAGUAGAUGAAUGUCGCUCGGAACUCUUUGCCAGUCUACAUUUGAUCAAACUCUUUAUCUAUUACACGCUUCGUUUCGAACGAGCACUUCAAAAUAAUAGUUCUUUACCUAAACUGGAAGCAGCCUGCAUCGAUGCAUCAUUUUCUGAAAUGCGAAAAGAAGGCUAUGCAGAUGAUGGACUUUUUUCUACGAUGGGUGAAUUUUUUCUACCUCUGACAAUAUCCGAACAGGAACUUCGAAUGAAACGAUCUCAUACUCAUAAAAAAGUGAAAGUAGGAAAACUAGAAGAACUUGGUAGAGAACUUCAUCGCUUGGAACACUUAUGGACUAAUGCCACAAGUUCUCGAUGGGAAGUUGAUGACAACAUCAAUGAGUUACAUCAUACAAUGAACGAAAUGUACACAGGACACAUAGCCGAACGAGCGCGAUUGAGUACAUCAUCAACAUCGCGUGAACAAGCAAAAGAGUUACAGCAACUUGAUCGGCAAUGGCAAGACGCUUCUAGUCAAUUCGAACAACAAAUGCUUGUAUACAAGCAAGCAGUAGAUAAAUGGAUUAAUGAUAUUGCAGGCUAUGAAAAGCAGAUAGAGGAAUUGAAAGCUCAAAUACGUAAUAUUCAAACCGAACUGAAACAACCCGAGUUUCCAGUAGACAAAGGACUCGUAAAACCUGCACGUGGGUUUAUUAUGUAUGGACCUCCUGGUACAGGUAAAUCAGAAAUCAUGAGUAAACUGAGUGUGAAAUUAGGUAUUUGUAUGGUUGGUCCUCCUUUGGCUGCAGGAGAAUUGAAUCGUCCUUUAGUUGGAGAAUCGGAACGAGUUAUUAUUGCACUUGCAUCUCGAUGUCAUCGUGUUCCUUAUGCCAUGUGUUGUUUGUCAAUUGAUGAAAUCGAUUCUCUUGCACCGAAACGUGAUGAAGAUUCAAGUGAAGGGAAGGUUGAUAAGAUCAGCGUUCUUCUAUCAUUAAUUGAUGGUAUUAAAGAUGUGCCUAAUCUAAUGAUCUUCUGUGCUACUAAUCGCUUACAUAUGAUGGACGAAGCUUUUCUGCGUCGUAUGUCUGGAAAAUUCUUUGUUGGUCGACCAUCAUCACAAGCACGCAUGAGAAUUUUAGCUCAAAUACCAGAAUGGGCUCUUGAAUCAGACCUUAUCGAUCGAUUAGCGAUUGCUUCAACUAACUUCAGUGGUGCAGCCUGCAAAGCAUUCACUCGGGCUAUUACCGUUCGUUGCAUGGCUGUUCAAAGAACCAACCCAAAUUUUCAUGUUAACUAUCAUGAAGCACUACAGAUAGCUGAUCGUACUGCUCAACAAUAUCAGGUCUUUCUCGGUAGUGAAACUUUACCUCGCCUACUUCUACGCAAUCUUAAGAAGAGAUCAGAAAUUCGUAUCAAUCAUCUCACACGACAUAUGUAUGCAGGCCGAAUCAUUGUUGAUCUACAUGGUGGUCGUGCACGAAUUGAAACUAUUUUACUAGAUGGACGUAUCACUGUGAUCGAACAUAAACUUAAUCCAACUGAGACAAGCGUACAAAGUCUUCUUGAACGAUUAACAGUGUACGGCAAAGAUCGAAAUGUACAACUUCUUCAAUUGAUUGAUCUCAAUUUACUUGCAUCACAAGGAGCAUAUGAUGAAAAAAAAGUAUUUGAAACAUUGAAAGAACGUUAUGAUGAAUGUGUAGCUUAUUCUCGUUCGAUGAUUAUUUAUGAUCUUGAUGCAUUAGUUGGUGUUAAUAAAUCAGAAUCUGAUUCAUCUAUGGGUCGAUCAAUGAGUUCAUCUGUCGUCAAUCAAAAUGUCUAUACAUAUGUUAGAGCACGAUUUCGUGAAGCUGUUGUUGAACAAGCGGAAAAUGAAAAUAAUGAACAACAACAGACUGUAGAAAAAUGGGCAGUCGCUGUUAUUCGAGAACCUUUUCUCUUAAGACAAUUUUCAUCUGAUGUUCAAUUUGCACGAACACGAGAUGAAGAAGAAGAAGCGGAAUUGGAACGACGUAAAGCAGAAGAUUUACUCAAAUGUGUUAAAUGCAAGGAUUUAUAUAUAGAGAAUGAAAAUAAAAUGGGCAAUUGUGUUCAUCAUGAUGGUUUUAUAUUUGAUAAUUCAGCAGCUGAUCUGGCUAUUUAUACGCAAAGUGAAGUAGCGUAUGUACUAAGCCAACUUGAAUGUGAUACUAUUAACCAUCCAGAUAAACGUGAACAAAAUGAAAUACAAAAAAAUAAAUACAAAUGGAUAUGUUGUGAUACAACAGUAACAACUGGUUCUGGUUCAGGUGGAUGUAAAAAAGGCAAACAUAAUUGUGGUGAACAAAUAGGAGAAGAACGACGACGUGAUAGAAGUCAUCUUGAUCAAGCUAGAAUUAAACGAUGGGAAGAAGAAUGUCGACGUAAUCAAGAGUACAAUGAGAAAUGGUUACUCUUAUUAGAAAAUCGAAGUUAA
Messenger RNA from Adineta steineri, 3504 nucleotides. NCBI's taxonomy places the organism in Eukaryota, Metazoa, Rotifera, Eurotatoria, Adinetida, Adinetidae. The record is from the annotation of a GenBank genome assembly.